AUGGAGGAGGAUAACCUGCGGGAUUUAAUGAACCGCCUGCGGUUUGCCACAGGCAAGGCCAUUGAGGCCCCCAUGCCAGAGGCCACCACCACACGCAUCGAUGAACAGUGUCGUUUGGUGAUUCAACAGGCACUAUGCCACCAUCCCGCCUUGGCCAUGCUUCAACAGACAAGGGAUGAACUUAAGAAACAUGUUAUGGAACAAAUUCAAGACUCUCUUCAGACUGAGGGCUCACCUUCGGAUGAUGUGGGGCGUCUGCUUGGGUGGAUCAAUGAGACAUCAGAGGCGCUGGAGACGGAGCGAUUGUCAGCCGUUUACAGUGACCCCGAGGAGGUGUUUAAUGCCUUGAAGCGUCGAGCACUUGGGGAUUUGGGCAUUGAGGCGCUUCCCAAACACUUGCAAUGUGGGGCUGGUGACCUGUCGCCAUGGAAUGUACUAUUCACCCUUGUCUUUGGUCCUCUCUUGACCCUUGAUGAAACGCGAUACAGACGGGUGGAGAUGCACAUUCCAAAUCCGACACAGGCAAUGGUGACAGAUCUUACGGAAAUUAACAAGAAUGCCUAUAGCACCCCGUCAUGGAUAUCACUUCUGAAUAGCCUUGCGGGAUUUCCGAUUAAAGCAGUCAGACAUGUAUGGCUUGCGGCUCUCUUUUUCUUUCCGACAAGUGGGCCUUUGGUGGCUGCCUAUCUGACGAGAGAAAUAGAGGAGGCUGCGAGACGACGUUUUCUAUGGGAUGAGGGAGACGAGGACGAUGCAAAGGAAACGUAUUGCUCCUAUUGUCGUGUCCUGAACUGUUUUUUUCGUCAUCUUCCACUAUGUUUUAGCGUUGAUUUGUUUUGUCUAUUUAUGGGUUUUUUGGAGCGUUUUAUUCGUCCAGACGAUGCCACGUUGGAUAAUGUCUUCAGGACUGCGCUGCAGCGAUACAUUGGGCACUGUCCGGCGAGCGCGGAGGUUUGGAAGAAGUACAUCCGCUGGAAAAGCGAAAAAAUUCGUGACGCACAUCUGCGACGUGAGUGGGUUCGUAAAAUGUACAUUCGGGUGCUUCGAACACCCUUAAAUGGUUUAAACGAAAUCAAAGAGGACUAUGAAUUCUUUCUGAAGGCAGAAUACAGGGGAAGACCUCCGACUGAAAGCCGCUUAGAAGAGAGGCUUGUCCGCGCACGCGGGGCAGCCGUUGAAAUUAACAGAUUCAUAGGGAUGCACGGGAAUGUUCAUGGCGGAGAUGCUUUGCCGAGGCUCUUGUACCUUCCGCGCCCGGUAACGCUGACGGCAAACAAUACCUCUCGCGUUGUGGCGUCGGAGAAGGAGGAAAUUAUGCGUCGCUUGGAGGUGGAACUUUGGGCUCACUGGACAUCCUUGAUUGAUCGAGAGACCGGAUCUACCGCCUACAUGGGUAUGGAGUUAUUUGGUUAUGAAAGGGUGCGAUUCUUCUUUGCGAUGCGGGCUAGCGUCUUCCCUCACCAGGCCUUUUCUUGGACUAGCCUUGUAGAUUAUUGCCUCGGACAACAGCCGCUUCUUUCGGAGGCUGAGCGACGGGCAAUGGCGAGGGAAGUUCUCGAAAAGGCGUCCUUUUUGCUAAAAGGGAAUUUUCUUAUGCAGCUCUCGUACUGUGAUUACAUGCUACGGGAUCUGGCGGACCCAGACUACGCCCACCGAUCCAUGAAGGGUUUACUCCUUCAGCAGCGCCAGUCCAUUGUGGACUACAUUAAGAAAGAGGCCCUUGUUUCUCUCGAAGGGGCGAUGGUAGCGUUGGAACGCAUUGCCCUGCUGUCCAUCAACUGGAUGCGGUGGGGCAGUGUAAGUAAGGAGGUGACAAACUCUCAGUACAUUCGAUUAGUGGCACGCUUUACAAUGCAUCGUGUGGAAUUUCUCUCACUGAUCAUGGGUGUUAUUCGACGCGCUUCGAAGGAGGAGCGUAACUUUGUGCCGCGCCGUUGUCUGCUUGCAUUUAACACAUUUUGUCACUUUUGGGUAGAGCUCGAGCUUAUUCGCAAUCAGGCCAAAGCUGAGGCGGUUAUGAUACUCGAACGAUGGAAGGACCAUUUGAACAUGUUUUGCGGUUCCGCCAAAGACAAGGGAUGGGGCUUAGUGGACUGCGGCGUUGACGAGUAUUUUAUCUCCAGCUGCGCGAAUUUGUGCCGUAGUGAUCCAUCGGCGGUGCAGAAGGUUUUGGGGUUUAUGGAUGAAGUACGGCUUACGGCUGUGAACUCCCUUUCCUUUUUGCCGGAAGAAUUGGAUUCGCUGUUAAACAAUAUAAGAGGAGUUCGGGACAUGUUCUUUGUUGUGGAUGCCGAUGCCGGGAGGGUCUCAUCUUCCCCGCUGCCUUUUUGCCUGUUCAGUUCGCGACUACGGGGUGCGACCGUCCCGCUACAGACGUACGAUCAUCACCUGUUUUCUGCAGGGGAAGCGUGGCACGAGGAGGAGAAAACGUACAUGUCGCGGCAUGCGGAGGAGGCGAGUGAGGGGGGCAGUGCUGCCAUGAACGCACCAAUGGGGUCUUCUGUGGAAUUAAUGCCGGACGACGCGCGUUGGAUCCCGCAUGUACCAAAGCGAGCCCAUGCUGCAGCAGAAACCUCACAGCUUGCUCAGAGAGCGAACACUGAACAGGAAGUCAAGCAAAGGAGAAACAAACGGCCACCCAACAGGCGGUCCCUCGUUGCCGAGGGUGUGUUGCUUCAUGAUUUGCCCACUGCCAUCCACGCCGCGGGGUGCACGACUGCAUCCGAUGCGGUACUUCUGCGAAAGGUUGAAAAGAUGUUGGUCAUGUACCUGCCGUCAACGUAUGAGACGGAUGUUUUGUUUCGAGACCGUGCGGUUGGCACGGAGUGGCUACUUCAAUUUAUGGAGCGCAUGCCUGCCAUGCAGUGA
Molecule: messenger RNA, 2868 nt
Organism: Trypanosoma cruzi
Lineage: Eukaryota; Euglenozoa; Kinetoplastea; Trypanosomatida; Trypanosomatidae
Exons: 1
Coding region: 1-2868 (955 amino acids)
Biological process (GO): mRNA 3'-end processing
Cellular component (GO): nucleus
Molecular function (GO): protein binding; mRNA binding
Source: RefSeq, a predicted model, not a curated record